GGAAGCAGAAGAAGGAAACAGCGGCGUCCACAUGGAGGAGAUGAGCCGCUGAAAGUGGGAGGAAAACUCAAAGAGCGCUUCAUUUUCACGUCUGUGCGACGACGGUACAAAUCUGUGCUUUCUGUUCGGAGUUCGGUUGUGUUGACGUUUAAAACACAUGGAGGACGUGAACGUUAUCAAGCUGCCGGUGACGGAAGAAAGAGCCCCGGCUCAGAAGAGGGUCCGACCGCCGAAGUUUGACCCGGAGGAGGAGGAGGAAACGCGGCAGAGACACGUGAAGAGGCUGGCGGCGCUGGGACAGACAGACCGCUCGGUGAAGCUGCUGGAGGAGCUGGUGUUCGGAGCCGAGGACGAGCUGCUGGACAGACUUGUGGAGGAGGAUGAGGAGCAGACUGGAGCUCUGUUGGCGGAGGACGCAGUCGAUGAGUCGGACGAAUCGGAGGCCGAGGACGAAGCUCGUCUGCGGCGCCGGCCGACCGGAGAAGCUGCCUGGGUGGAUGAAGAUGACGAGCUGGAGGAAGAGGUCGACAUGAAGCAUCGUUACCGUAGAGACCUGAUCAGAGGAGAGGUGGAGUCCACCAUGUCCAAACAGAAACUACAGCAGAGGAUGAGAGAGCAGUUUCAGAAGUCGAUGGGAGGAGCUCCAUCGUGGGCAGAAAGUAACGUGAUGAAGAAGAAGAAGAAGAAGAAGAAGAAGACAGCUGCUGAUGAGGAGGAGGAGGAAGAGGAGGAUGAAGAUGAGGAUGACGACCUGCUGAGGAGGACAGGAAACUUUGUGGCGUCUUCAGACAGUCUGCCCAGCGGCGUCCUGAGGAUGAAGAAAUGUCUUCACGCCAACAGCGCCCGUCCAUCAGAGGACAGACUGACCACCGUCCAGUUCCAUCCCUCCGCUCAGGUUGUCAUGACGGCCGGCCUCGACCAAUCGGUCUCCCUCUUCCAGGUGGACGGGAAGACGAAUCCGAAGAUCCAGAGCAUCCACCUGGAGCGGUUUCCCGUCCACAGAGCUCAGUUCAGCCGGGACGGAGAGACGGUGAUCGCCACCAGCCUGAAGAACAAGAUGUUCUACCUGUACGACAUGAUGGAGGGCCGAGUCACACCUGUCCACACUGUCAGAGGUCUGAGUGAAGCCAGAGUGAAGGAGUUCUCUGUGUGUCCUGAAGGAGGCGCCCUGCUGCUCACCGGCACCAACGGAUACCUGCACCUCCUCACACUCAAGACUAAGGAGGUGAUUGGCAGUAUGAAGAUGAACGGUGAUGUCAGCGGCGUUGCUUUCUCUCGUGACGGCAGCAAAGUCUUCGCCAACUCAGACGAGGGGGAGGUGUAUGUGUGGGACCUGCGCAGCAGUCGGUGUGUUCACAGGUUCGUGGAUGACGGCUGUGUGAAGGGGACGUCCAUCGCUGCCUCACCAAACGGACAGUACCUGGCCUGCGGCUCUCAGUCGGGCGUCGUGAACGUCUACUCACAGGAGGCGUGUCUAAAUUCAGCCAAUCCCAAGCCUCUGAAAGCCGUGAUGAACCUGCUGACCUCAGCGACCUCUCUGACCUUCAACCCCUCCUCCGAGAUCCUGGCUGUGGCUUCCAGAGCCGAAGACGAGGCCGUGAGACUGGUCCACCUGCCCAGCCUCACUGUCUUCUCCAACUUCCCCGUCUCUAAGAGGAAGAUCGUUUAUCGAGCCAGCUGCCUCGACUUCUCCCCACACAGCGGCUUCUUCUCAUUGGCUAACAACAAAGGACACGCCCCUCUCUUCAGGUUGCUGCAUUACAAAGACUUCUGAAGAGGAACUCUGAAGCAUCGGGACCCUGACAGCUGGUUUUCAGGGUUCAGGUCUGAACCGUUUUCAUGUUCUGCUGCCUGUGAGAAAUCAGAGUGAGAAACUUUCCUUUAAAGCGAGACGCCGUCUCAACAUCUGCCGCGUCCCUUCAGACCAAAACUCCACGUUUCAAACAUCUUCCAGUCGAUGUGAAUGAAGUGACGUCAGCGGCUGCUUGGAAGGAAGAGAAUAACUGUUUGGACAGUGAUGGACAGAACAGAAGUGUUUGGGGCUGGACCGUGAGACCUGGUUGUGGACUUGGCUCAGACCGGCUGACUGAACUCGUUGGAUGUGUCCACGUGUUGGUCUUUUAUUGUUUGUAUGAACUCAAACCGUUCAACAUGUCUCCUGUCUCUUAUUUCAAUACCCAGAACCUAAAAUAGUGACUGAGAGGGGGGAACCAUUAGCUUAGCUUAGCUUAGCUUAGUGUCUGGUGAUGGGCGGAGCUCAGAUGUGACACCAUGAUGAGGUAGUUCAGUCCUGUUUGUGUUUCUGCACCUGUUCAAUAAAAACAUCA
This is a messenger RNA of Chelmon rostratus (copperband butterflyfish), 2327 nucleotides long. It is a transcript of the gene utp18, whose product is annotated as UTP18 small subunit processome component. Gene Ontology annotation, cellular component: small-subunit processome; Pwp2p-containing subcomplex of 90S preribosome. The record is from RefSeq and is a predicted model, not a curated record. Gene Ontology annotation, biological process: rRNA processing. The transcript is spliced from 13 exons. NCBI's taxonomy places the organism in Eukaryota, Metazoa, Chordata, Actinopteri, Chaetodontiformes, Chaetodontidae. The coding region runs from base 158 to 1774 and encodes 538 amino acids. Gene Ontology annotation, molecular function: protein binding.